GAGGGGGGGAAAUGGAAGGUUUAAUUUUAGAGUAAUUUAUUUUUAAUGAAGUAAAAUGGUUUUGAUUUAGUGUCAUGGACCUGUUAAUAACAAAGACAAUUACUUUGUGGUUCUUCAAGGUCAAUGUCUUUCAACACCGUCAGCUUUUUCUGUUGUAAAAUGUGAAAAAUACCACAUAUCUUCUACCUACCUCACAGGGAUGUUGUGAGGGUUGAUAAGGACAAAUGCUACAAAGCUCAGUGAUUUUUAAAUUACAUUUGUGGUAGUAGUAGUUUCUAGAAGAAUUAUUUUGUCAACUUACGGUGACACAGUUUCUCAGAUUUUAAAUUUUUUUAUACAUUCUUCUACUUGACCAGUCUUACUUAAGGAUGGUGCCAUAUAUAUUGGAAAGAUGACUGUCUGACUUACAUUUACUUCCUGAAUCUGUUAAUUUCUGAAUUUCUGAUGUGAAAGUAUUUCUAUAAGUUUUUUUUGUUUUUUAAUUUUUACUCUUCAGGUUGGUCACAAGAAUCUGGGCUUAUUUAUUUCCAUAUGAUUUCUUAUAGUUUAGUUUAGGAAAUAGCAGUGUUAGGCUGUUAGAAAACACUGAAAAUUCUAGCCUGGUUCGUGUUCAUGGAAGAGGGGAUUGAAGGAUUAGAAUUGGGGCCAGUCAUACUACAUCCUGCCAUUUCCACAGUCUAUUCAGCCUAGUGAUUCUAGUCUUCAAAAGAAAUUGUGAACAUAUUUACCUUUUCUGAGUAUAUGUUGAAAGGGGAGUUUAAAUACUUUCAUGAUUUAGUCAUAUGUUCUUAUUAAAAGGACAGAAUCUUUUUUUAGUGCCUUUGGCCUAAUAAAGCUGUAAAAACCUUUGUUUGUUGGCUUCAACUUGAAGAAGCUUGAUUUCAUGGUCAGAUUUAGGAAUACAUGUAAACUAAACAUUUUGACCAUUUUCUGAAGAGAGGAAGCUAACUGAAAGGUGACUCUGGAGCUGAGGAUUGUUUAGAACCACCAUUUCAUUUAUAUUGUUCAUCUAAGUGAUUAUAAUUGGUUUUAGCAGGUGAGAAUAUUCAGUCUCUUUCCAUUUGUAUAUAUUAUUUUCAUGCCUGUCUCUGAUAAAGGAUAUACUUGGCCCCAGGAGAGGAAAUAUUUUAAAUCAAUUAACCUGUUACACCUUUUCCUUGUAAACUAUUAACCUUGGAGAAAGCCAAAUGUUCUCUAAGUGUUUGUUCUUAUGGCAUGAGACUUCAGUUUUGCCUUAAAAUAUGGAACCCAGUGCUAUGUGCUGGGCAGAAGUGGAAUAGUAUUUCUAACUCCUGUGAUACAAAGAUUGAAACAACACUAUUGGAGGAGUCGAGAUCAAAGAAGACGGAGAUGACACUGACAUGAUACAACUGCCAGCUUUCCAGCAUCAUGCUUUUUUUCCUUCAAUUUGGAUAACCUGCUUUAAUAGUUUCAAUCAAUAUACUCUUACAUAUGCCUUACUGGGAUAUUCAAGCUCAACGUUUAAAGAAGUAAAAAAAACAAAAAACUACAACACAAAAACUCUGCUGAGCCCACAAUGAUGCAUUAUUUCUCUAUGGCCUUGAAAAGACAGUAGUGGGGAAAAAAAGUACCAUUUUACCAUGUGCCUCAAGUUUGUAAUACUGGUUGCUUAAACACCCUUCCCUUCCACGGUGGGAUUUUCUCUUCACUUUCCCUUGGGAGUCUCAAAUGAAUAAGUUACAGUUUGACAGCAGCAGCAGAGCAUAAGAUUUUAUGAAUGUGAAACCAUUAUGAUCUUUUUAUUUACUUAGAAAAUUUAAGUGUGUGAUAAUCUUUUUAAUAGUUCAUUUUUCUACAUCUAUUUCUGAUUUCAUGUUGCAACUAUGUCAUGCAAAAAGACAGUAGAUAUUGUAAGAUUGUCUUCAACAGUUGAAAUUCAGGCUUGCCUUUUUACAGUAGAUUUCAUUUAUAGUUUAUACAGAUAAAUGAGAACUAAUAUAAAAUAGUAAUUUUGUUAUGGCAUUAUGGUAUAUUUUAAAUUCAUCAAGCUCAUCUGUAUGUGUCUUUUUGUCCUUUUACUACUGAGAGGAUUGGGGCUGGGAUCAUGGCAGCCUGCUCUGAUGUAUUUCUCUCCACUCUAUUUUAUUAUUUUUUUAAAGAGUUCUAACUUAAAUACGUGGACCAGCUAUUGGAUAACUUUAAUUCAUAUAUUUAUCAUUCUUUCUAUUCACUUUGCCACAUACACACCAUGUGAUGAUUUUAAACCCGAUUUCUGUAUAGAGAAUGUUAAAAGGAUGGCGUUUUUCAGAGGUUCCAAAUAGGUAGACAUUGACAAUAUAGUUGCACAGUAUAUGGAAUACGUAUAUGUAUAGACAUAUAUACACACAUAUACAUACAGAUAUACAUAUAUAUUUCUAUGUAUACACAUAUACAUAUAUCAUAUAUGUACACAUAUGCAUAUUGCAUAUACUGUGCAAUAUAUAUAUACACACACAAUUUCCCAGUUCGUAUUUUUCAUUAUGUCAUGUACCUUAUUGAUAGCUAUUAUUAUAUGGCUUAUGCAUACUGAUUUGAAAUAAACAAUUUUACUUAGAAAACUAGUAGUCCAUACUUUUGGAACAAAGUCACAAACAAAUUGAAUUUGAUUAGACUUUAAACUACAGAAUGUCAAGGGAAUAAAGGAAAAAAACAUCAGCAGUUGGUGCAUGAUCUGUUUCUAAUAGGCUCUAAGAGUUCCUGGAAUUUCAGUUAGCUUAGGUGUGUUUCUGUAACUUAAGGAAUUUAAAAAGUUUAAAAAAUCCUGAAAUUUGAAUUGACCAGUAGUAUGUUAUUGAUAAUAAUAUCAAGAAUAUUUGAUUCUUAGUCCCAGCAAGAAGAUUGUGUUUUGGAAUACCUGGAUGAAAAGUAGACCAAGAAUGUAACCACUUUGCUCUUUCUUUGUUCCCCUUUCCCAUUCCAGGGAGCUCUGGGCUCUGUUCUACUUAUUCGUAUUGGCAGGAAGAGACCAGCUGUGUAUUUUAUAGCUAAUAUAGAAUACUGGAAGGUUGUAACUUUAUUGGUUUGUUGGCAUCCAAAGCUGUUGGGGUUGAUGGUGCUGAAAAAAAGGAAGACUACAAUGAAACAGCUCCAAUGCUGGAGCAGGCGAUUUCACCUAAACCUCAAAGUCAGAAAAAAAAUGAAGCUGACAUUAGCAGUUCUGCCAACACUCAGAAACCUGCACUGUUAUCCUCAACUUUGUCUUCAGGGAAGGCUCGCAGCAAGAAAUGCAAACAUGAAUCUGGAGAUUCUUCUGGGUGUAUAAAACCCCCUAAAUCACCACUUUCCCCAGAAUUAAUACAAGUCGAGGAUUUGACGCUUGUAUCUCAGCUUUCUUCUUCAGUGAUAAAUAAAACUAGUCCUCCACAGCCUGUGAAUCCCCCUAGACCUUUCAAGCAUAGUGAGCGGAGAAGAAGAUCUCAGCGUUUAGCCACCUUACCCAUGCCUGAUGAUUCUGUAGAAAAGGUUUCUUCUCCCUCUCCAGCCACUGAUGGGAAAGUAUUCUCCAUCAGUUCUCAAAAUCAGCAAGAAUCUUCAGUACCAGAGGUGCCUGAUGUUGCACAUUUGCCACUUGAGAAGCUGGGACCCUGUCUCCCUCUUGACUUAAGUCGUGGUUCAGAAGUUACAGCACCGGUAGCCUCAGAUUCCUCUUACCGUAAUGAAUGUCCCAGGGCAGAAAAAGAGGAUACACAGAUGCUUCCAAAUCCUUCUUCCAAAGCAAUAGCUGAUGGAAGAGGAGCUCCAGCAGCAGCAGGAAUAUCGAAAACAGAAAAAAAAGUGAAAUUGGAAGACAAAAGCUCAACAGCAUUUGGUAAGAGAAAAGAAAAAGAUAAGGAAAGAAGAGAGAAGAGAGACAAAGAUCACUACAGACCAAAACAGAAGAAGAAGAAAAAAAAGAAAAAGAAAUCUAAGCAACAUGACUAUUCAGACUAUGAAGACAGUUCCCUCGAAUUUUUGGAAAGGUGCUCUUCUCCACUAACUCGAUCUUCUGGGAGUUCUCUGGCUUCACGAAGCAUGUUUACGGAGAAAACUACAACCUAUCAGUACCCAAGGGCAAUUCUAUCCGUUGAUCUUAGUGGUGAAAACUUAUCAGAUGUAGACUUCCUAGAUGAUUCUUCAACGGAGAGUUUGCUUCUGAGUGGGGAUGAAUACAAUCAGGACUUUGAUUCAACCAAUUUUGAGGAAUCUCAGGAUGAGGAUGAUGCUCUUAAUGAAAUUGUGCGAUGUAUUUGUGAGAUGGAUGAGGAGAAUGGCUUCAUGAUCCAGUGUGAAGAGUGCUUGUGUUGGCAACACAGCGUGUGCAUGGGGCUGCUGGAGGAGAGCAUUCCAGAGCAGUACAUCUGCUAUAUCUGCCGGGACCCACCAGGUCAGAGGUGGAGUGCAAAAUAUCGUUAUGAUAAGGAGUGGUUGAAUAAUGGGAGAAUGUGCGGGUUAUCAUUUUUCAAAGAAAAUUAUUCUCAUCUCAAUGCCAAAAAGAUAGUUUCUACACAUCACCUGCUUGCUGAUGUCUAUGGUGUUACAGAAGUGCUACACGGGCUACAGCUGAAGAUUGGAAUACUAAAGAAUAAACAUCAUCCUGACCUUCAUCUCUGGGCUUGUUCCGGGAAGCGAAAAGACCAAGAUCAAAUAAUAGCUGGGGUGGAGAAAAAAAUAGCUCAAGACACAGUUAAUCGAGAAGAAAAGAAAUAUGUACAGAACCAUAAAGAACCACCUCGUUUGCCCCUAAAAAUGGAAGGAACUUAUAUAACAAGUGAGCAUAGCUAUCAAAAGCCACAAAGUUUUGGUCAGGACUGUAAAUCUCUCGCAGACCCUGGGAGCUCAGAUGAUGAUGAUGUUAGUAGUUUGGAAGAAGAACAAGAAUUCCACAUGAGAAGUAAAAACAGUUUACAGUACUCAGCAAAAGAACAUGGAAUGCCUGAAAAGAAGAAUCCAGCUGAAGGGAAUACAGUAUUUGUUUAUAAUGAUAAAAAGGGCACCGAAGACCCAGGAGACUCACAUCUUCAGUGGCAGCUCAAUCUCCUUACACACAUAGAAAAUGUGCAGAACGAAGUUACCAGCAGGAUGGACCUAAUAGAAAAAGAAGUCGAUGUUCUGGAAAGCUGGCUUGAUUUCACAGGGGAGUUGGAGCCACCAGAUCCUCUUGCAAGAUUGCCCCAACUUAAACGCCACAUAAAACAGCUCCUAAUUGACAUGGGCAAAGUACAGCAGAUAGCAACUCUUUGCUCUGUAUGACAACAGUGAACACUUAAUGAAAGAAUGUGGCUUUCUUCAGUCAAAGCAUUUUUAUUAUCCACGUGAUGGCUAAGUGGAUAAUUUAAAAGCUUAGUAAUGUCUGGUCAUUCACUGAUUUGUGAUGUCAAUAGGAUGGCACCUUGGAAAGAAAAAUGAAGAACAACUUUAUCAAGGAAGCUAGUAUUUAAAAACAAAUUCAUGAGCAAGCUGCAAAUGAGAAUGUGUUAUAUGCCAAGGAACAAUGAAGUAGAAUAUAAUGUAUACUAAGGGAUUUCAAGUUCUCAGAAUUUUUGAGUAGUUGCUUACGUGAAGCUCAAGAUACCUGUAGAAAGAAAUAUGGUAUAUUUGUAUAGUUUUUAAUAGAAAGAUCUAUGUUUAUAAACCAGCACUUGGCCAAAAACAAAAUUGUAAAGGAAAUUUAAAUUCUGGAGAAUUCUACAGGGUUGCUCUAAGAACUGUCUUCUCAGCAGUUGAUCCAGCUGUACGGAAAUUUAGGGUAUUUAAACUUUUAAAGGAUCAUGAGCUGUUUCUUGGGCGAUGAAUGUUCUCAAUCAGAAAACUGACAGUAGAAAUCUCACUUCUGGGGAAAACAGUUGUGGAAUUCUUACUUCAUUAUGAAUGUAUUUAAAAAACAAACACCAAAUAAUUGGAAUAUAUUGCAGGCAUUAAGCUCAUUAAAAACAAACUGGCUUGCAGAAGGGUCCGAUGUGCCAAGUGAUCAUGAUUCUGCUGGAAAGAGGAUUUUAAAUAUUGUGGGAGUUCUCCCACCCUAAGUCUUACAUAAUGCCACCAGUCCAUCCAAAACCUAUAUAUCACCUAUACUAUAUAUAUCAUAUAUAUAGUUGAAUGGCAGUAUUCAGGCUCAACGUACAGUUUGAUCCUGAGUAUGCUUGGUGUUUGCCUUCAGAAAAAAAAAAAUACAUUGUAAAUAACCUCAGCUGGGAUGAGGAGUGACAGAAUAUCAAAAUAAUUUGUGGCUGUGGAUUUUUUUAACUGCUAGUAGUGGAAUACUGGAAAAGCUUCAUUUCUGAAGAUGAAUUUUAUUUUUAAAAAAUACAUGCACACUCAAAACUUUUAGCUUUGAUCACAAGUGGACAAAUUUCUGAAACCAAAGGCAACUAAGUUGCUGUGUUAGCUCUUGCUGGAUUUUGAGCCUAGGUCCUACUGUCUGCCAGUACUCAUGUGAGUUGUAUGUGCCCCCAGUGCUACAUACGCAGGUAUGCGUAAGUGUGUAUGCUUGUUUUAAACAAACACUCAACGUACAUAUGUACAUAAUCUACACAUAUUUAUAUCACAUAUCUAGUUUUAUUACUAUAGACUAUACGAAUUGGUGGUUAACAUGAAAUGUUACCUUUUAACAGACUGUUUUUAAAAAUUAAAAAUGUAUGUAUAGGUUUUGAAAUUUUUUUAAAAGGGGAGAAAGACUGUUAAGAGGAGGCUAUUUGAUGACAUAACACUUGAAUAUUUUAUGCCUCAUUCUGUUUAUCAGUUCUCGCAAUCUGUAUAAAUGCAUUUUAGAACUGAUAGACAGUAAACUUGAAUUUAUCUUUGAUAAGAAUACAUGCCACUGUACAUUCAGAUAUUAUUUAAAUUUGCAAACACAUUGUUCUAUAUGUAAGGGUACUGUAUGUAAAACUCUGUAUUAAAACUAUUCCACAUAUCCUAAAAUUUCAGCUUGCCUUUUUGCGGCCUUAUAUUUUGAUGUAAAGAUUAAAAGAAUGUGCAAAACAGUCAGAAAUUUUUAUUGCCUUUUGAGAUUCUCCAACUUGACAAAUGUGCCAAAGAUCAACAGACAGAAAAUAUCAUCCUGUGUAUUUACUUGUCAUACUUUAACUUUGUGAAAGAUCUUACUGAUAAAUGAAAAGCUUUAGCAGAGGUGGUAUUGUGGGGUAAUUGCUUAAAUUUACAUAUCAAAGUAAAAAAGUAGUGCCUGUAUUCCAUGUGUGGAGUAAAUUUGCUAAUGUCUAUAUUUUAUGAUUGAUACUAUUAUUUUUCCUUUGCAUUUUAAAAUAGUGGCUCUAAUAUUUUCCCUGUCAUGGCUACAUUCUAGACAUUGAAUUUAUAUCUUCUUUUUUUCAGAUACGGAGCAAAUAGCAUCCUUAACCUAUGAAUAAUGGUGUUGCCUAGAUUCUUGUCACACACACAGAAGACCCUUUGUACCUAGUAACAUUCAUCCUCUUGAUUCCUGGUGAACACGGUUAAAUUCAUGCACAUUUGUUCUUGUAGUUUCUAAAAAUUAGAUCAAUUUAUUUGUUAGCCAGCAAAUUGAAAAUUCCAUUAUUAGAUUAAUGAAAUUUUUGCUCUGCUUAUAUGUAUACGAACUGGAAAUCUGAAUUUUUAAAUUUAGAUCUUUAAAUCAAAUUAUUUUUAUGCAUAUUUUCAUUUAAUAUAGAGUAUACCAAUCGAUUGAAGCCUUUCACAAGUAGUGCGCUGAGCUUUUCUUAUUGAAGAGAGUGAAUUAGUUUCUGAGAAGUCAGUCUAUUGUGAAAAGUUUCAGAUGAGAUUAUUUUCUUUUAGUCUUUUUAAAUAUCACUAUAUGUAUUUAAAUAGAAGCAAUAAACUAGAGAGAGUGUUUCUUGAAAAGACAAUGUUUUAUUUGCCACCAGGCAGAACAGAAUGAGCAUUGGUAGAGAAGGCUCCCUCUUGGUAUGUUACUGAUAAACUUGUACUUCCUCAUACUUGUUUGUGGUUCUACUGACUUAUUUCCAAACUUAAGAGUAAUGUACUUCGAAAACAACUUGGUUAUUCUUUAAAUUUCAGGUAAAACCCCUUUUCCUAACACUCAUCUUAUUUCCACUGUCUUAUUUCCUCUCAGAUGUUCAUAUUUCACAUGUUCAAAAUGAAGCGUACUAUUUCCCCUCCAAUAAACGAAGUCUCCUGCCAA
Messenger RNA from Homo sapiens (human), 8113 nucleotides. RefSeq names its product PHD finger protein 20 like 1 (gene PHF20L1). Lineage: Eukaryota; Metazoa; Chordata; Mammalia; Primates; Hominidae. The record is from RefSeq and is a predicted model, not a curated record. The transcript has 14 exons. The coding region runs from base 3091 to 5229 and encodes 712 amino acids. Gene Ontology annotation, cellular component: nucleoplasm; nucleus.